Messenger RNA from Juglans microcarpa x Juglans regia, 1705 nucleotides. Its product is annotated as BTB/POZ domain-containing protein At3g05675-like. Gene Ontology annotation, molecular function: protein binding. The record is from RefSeq and is a predicted model, not a curated record. The transcript is spliced from 2 exons. Lineage: Eukaryota; Viridiplantae; Streptophyta; Magnoliopsida; Fagales; Juglandaceae. The coding region runs from base 308 to 1603 and encodes 431 amino acids.
UUAUUUUAGUGUGUAUCAGAAGCCAGAAGGUCACAUCUGUCAUUUGGAACUUUUGGCUUCUCAUGUUUCUCACAGCUGAAGCUGAACCAGAGCGUCAGAGCGAGAGUCCCUAAUAUGUGAUGAAGGCCUUCAAUUGCGUUCUUGGGAAUUUCAGAAUCACAGGCAGAUUAGCUAUUAGCGGUAGAAUUGUUCUCUGGGGUUAAAGCCCGGUUCACCCGAGAUUUUGUGCUCUUACGGUUGCACUUCAAUUCAAGCUUCAUUCUUUAGAUUGCAUGAAGCAUGAAUUUGGCUGUAUUCCUCUUCAGACAUGGACAAAUCCAUAGCAGCCAAGACUUACAAACUUGGUGACCAGGGCACCAGUGACAUUGUUAUAUGCUUAAAAAAUAGAGAAGGAAGACCUGAAUGCUUCUACUCUCACUCCUCCAUCCUCAUAAAUAGGAGUAAAUUCUUUGCCAGUCAGCUCUCCCAUCCAAACUCUAGUACUUGCAUUGAGAUUUUCUGCUCAGAGUUUGACUAUGAUGAUCAUGUUAAUCUUUUGAGGCUGCUGUAUCUUCCUGGAGAGUUGGUUCUGGAGUCCUUGGGCUCUGUCAAAUCUGCUAUUGGUAUUCUGCAAACAGCUGUUGCCUUACAUUGUGAAGAGAUCACCCAGAGCUGCAUCCAGUACUUGGAGGCCGUUCCUUGGGAGGACAAGGAAGAGGAACAAAUUUUGAAAGCAGUUACUAAAUUGGGUCCAAUAGCCAUGCCUAUAUUAGCCAGAAUCCAACCCGUGGAUUUAACUGCCACAAAAAAUGUUUUUGUUGCUGCAGUUCGCUUUGCCAUGUCCAUUGGUGGACCACAUACUCCAUUUGGAGAUGAGCUAAAGACUUCUGCUAGAGAACAAGUUGAAUACAUGCUAGGGGAAGAUGAAGAGACACCAUUAGUUACUGCAGAUCAUGAGUUGACAUCAGUGGUAAGAAUUGGCCUUUCAAAGAUAUGUUCAUCAUUUGAAAGUGAGUUAUCCUCUCUGCUUUUGGAGUCUGAACUUGCGUGCGAGACAGCAGAGGAUAAAAUUUUGCAGACUUUAUCUGAUAUCGAAUGGAUGAGUAACAUACUUCCUAAGAUGGAUUUAAUGAAGGACUUUGUGUCUAAGUGGAUUGAGAUCUCUGCUGGUGUUUUAGGGAUGGUUGAAGAUAAGAAACUCGUUUGUGCCAUGUGGGGUGUGAAAGUAAAGUUGAUAGAAGUGACCAGUAAAGUCAUGGAAGCAGUUGGCUAUGGCAGUGUGAUUCUUCCAGCACCAUGCCGGGUGCAAUUGCUAAAGACAUGGCUCCCUUACAUACGGAAGAUAAAGCCUCUCUUGGACUUAAAGGGCAACAAGGGGAUGGGUUUUCCUUACAAGAUGAGCGAAGACCUGUGCCAGAGCAUCGAGGGGGCAAUGGUGGCAUUGAUACUGGCAUUGCCAUCAAAUGAUCAAGCUGAUAUUUUGGGAGAUUGGAUGAGAACCGAGCAACCACUGUUUCCUGAUCUGAGCGAGGCUUUUGAGGUCUGGUGUUACAGAACCAAGUCUGCAAAGAGAAGGUUAGUGCAGGGAUUAGACAAUGUUAACAAUGCCACUGUCAGCCUUUGAAUUCUCUCUGUUGCAAUAUAAUCAUUUUAUGAAAUCUGAUGAACGUGAAAAUCCUAUUCAUGUAUUUUGAAGGAACUAAGUUCUAUCUGAAUUUUUUUUUUU